GGGCGGGCACGGCUCUGGGCUGAGCAUUGUGAGGUCGGUCAGCGUUAGCUAGCUGCUCUUCAUCAGCUGUUUAUCAAAGUGUGCGGGCCGACCGAGUCUUCUUCUCUCUGUUGGUGGAGAUUAGACGACUAGUUGAACUCAUUGCCCGACUCUUGGUUCCGUUGUCUUCCUCCUACACAGUGAAGCGGACAAGUGUGUGAGAACACAGCGCAGCUAGCCGGGUAGCAGCGCAUGCUAAGUGGAUGUUUUUGUGUGGUAGCCCCGGGUUAGCUCGGUAGCUAAAGCUGAGCAGCGAUCAAAAACAAACCUCACCCAAGAGGAGAAUGAACCAUAAGAGUAAAAAGAGGAUUAAAGAGGCGAAGCGGAGCGCCAGGCCCGAGCUGAAGGACUCGUUAGACUGGAUCAAACACGGCUACCACGAGACCUUCGACCUGUCGCACCGCAGCGUCAAGGACAACGUGGAGCGUGCGGACGCCCUCCACCUCAGCCCCGACGAGUUCAUCCGGCGCUUCGAGCGGCCCUACAAGCCCGUCGUCCUGCUCAACUGCCAGGAGACCUGGCCCGCGCGGGACAAGUGGACCCUGGAGCGCCUCAAGCGGAAGUACCGCAACCAGAAGUUUAAGUGCGGGGAGGACAACGACGGCUACUCGGUGAAGAUGAAGAUGAAGUACUACAUGGAGUACCUGGAGAGCACCCGGGACGACAGCCCGCUCUACAUCUUCGACAGCAGCUACGGGGAACACGCCAAGCGGCGGAAGCUGCUGGAGGACUACCAGGUGCCCGUCUUCUUCAGGGAUGACCUCUUCCAGUUCGCCGGAGAGAAACGCCGACCACCGUACAGGUGGUUUGUGAUGGGUCCUGCUCGCUCGGGCACGGGCAUCCACAUCGACCCGCUGGGCACCAGUGCGUGGAACGCCCUGGUCCAGGGCCACAAGCGCUGGUGUCUGUUCCCCACCAACACGCCACGAGAGCUGAUCAAAGUGACCCGGGAGGACGGGGGCAACCAGCAGGACGAGGCCAUCACCUGGUUCAAUGUGGUGUACCCGCGCACGCAGCAGCCCAACUGGCCCCCGGAGUUCACGCCGCUCGAGAUCCUCCAGAAACCCGGGGAGACGGUUUUCGUGCCUGGCGGCUGGUGGCACGUCGUUCUGAACCUGGACACGGCGAUCGCUGUCACUCAGAACUUUGCCAGCACAACCAACUUCCCCAUCGUGUGGCACAAGACGGUCCGAGGACGACCCAAGCUCUCCAGGAAGUGGUACCGCGUCCUGAAGCAGGAACGACCCGACCUGGCCGCGCUGGCGGACAAAGUUGACCUGCAGGAGUCAACAGGAAUUGCAUCGGACAGCUCCAGUGACUCUUCAUCAUCCUCCUCCAGCUCGUCAGACUCCAACUCUGACGCGGAGUCGGGCUCUGAAGGCGACGCCAUGUCCCACCGCCGCAAGAAGAGACGCACCUGCGGGACGACGGCCAACGGAGACACCAGCGGCCAGGACGACUGCGUCAGCAAGGAGAGGAGCUCGUCGCGGUGACCUCUGACCUCCGACCCGAUUAUCUGUUCACAUGAACCAUAUUAAAAUGUAACAGGUGGUCAAGGUCGCACCACAGCAGUGGGUGGAAAUCCUCAAAUUCUGUCCCUUUUUAAAUUAUUAUUUGCGUUAUACUGAAUAAUAUGAUCCUUCUGAGUCAUAUUGUCAGUUUUGGUCUCAAAGCAACAGUCGACUUCGCUGCUGAUCUAUAAAAUUACACUGUCAGUUUUUAAUCCAACAAACAGAAGAGAUGCAUGAAGCGUUAGCGGGGGAACUAUGUUCAGCGCUGGAUGAAUCCACGUUUAUUAUGAUUCUGAGUCUGCCAAACUACCAAGAUAUGAAGCCGAGCUAGUCGAGCUUUAGCUUAGCAGAGUAGCAGCGAGCGGCUGGGGCAGCUUCCGUUUGGUUUAGCCGCUUUUUAAAUUAAUGUGCGAAAGUGUGAUUUCCUUUUUUUUACGUAAAUCAUUAAAGUGGUAAAGGUGUUUUUCUUCAUAAGGUUUAUAUCAAUGAUCUUUUAUCCAAAACUGUUUUCCAUCCACUUGACCCAGAUUUUUAUCUGGAUCAAUCACACAAUCUCUCUCACUUACAGAAUCAAAAGAUAAUCGAGGCUCCGCCCCUUCGUCCGACUGUGGCGUCACUGAGACACAUUUAUCAGAUGACGAAGCAGAAGAAAUAUGUCUGAAAUUUAAAGGAUUAUAAGAUUUUCUAGGAAACAUAAAAGAAGAAAAUAAAAAUAGAAAGAAAACCCCCAGAAAUAUUUAAAAUGAAUUCAUAUAUGAUAUGAAUCAGAUCCGAUCAUAUGUGUGUGUGUGAUCGAGUAUUUUCCUCCACAGUAAACUGAGGAAUAAUCCGACCAGAGGAAGCUCACAGGAGAACGAUCCCUGAUCAAUUUUUAAGAUUAUUUAGAUUCUCGCCGCAGAGGCGGAGCUUCGCUAAAAAUUAAAUCCUUUAAAAUCAGGUGUGAAGUUUAACAGACAUUGUGUUUGUGUGUUCAAUCUGUGGCUUUAGACUCAAAGUGCCUAUAAAGACUGUGGUCGGCCUGCGAGGUCACAUGGUGCCUUCCACCAGCCUCUUGGCUCCGCCCCCCGAUCUGAAGUGACCUGGGACACGUGUGUGUGUGUGUGUGUGUGUGUGUGUGUGUGUGUGUGUGUGUGUGUGUGUGUGUGUGUGUGUGUGUGUGUGUGUGUGUGUGUGUGUGUGUGAGAAUGAGGCAUCUGUCUGCCGUGAUGAUGUUAAUUCUGUUGCUCAAUAAAAAUCUUUUCUAAUCUUC
Scophthalmus maximus (turbot) is the source of this 2799-nucleotide messenger RNA. It is a transcript of the gene jmjd6, whose product is annotated as jumonji domain containing 6, arginine demethylase and lysine hydroxylase. Gene Ontology annotation, biological process: phagocytosis. The coding region runs from base 324 to 1532 and encodes 402 amino acids. The record is from RefSeq and is a predicted model, not a curated record. Gene Ontology annotation, cellular component: nucleus; cytoplasm. Lineage: Eukaryota; Metazoa; Chordata; Actinopteri; Pleuronectiformes; Scophthalmidae. Gene Ontology annotation, molecular function: P-TEFb complex binding; histone H4R3 demethylase activity. The transcript is spliced from 6 exons.